Oryzias latipes (Japanese medaka) is the source of this 1141-nucleotide messenger RNA. RefSeq names its product HMG box domain containing 4b (gene hmgxb4b). The record is from RefSeq and is a predicted model, not a curated record. Lineage: Eukaryota; Metazoa; Chordata; Actinopteri; Beloniformes; Adrianichthyidae.
GGGGGGCGGAGGUAAGGAAGGGAAGGAGAGUGCUAAACGUGAGACGGCAAGUUUUUCUCCAACAGACUGGCGGGCAGUUCGACAGACUUCGGCUUCAGUCGUGUAUUUCCGUAUGGGUGGAACAAAUGUUCAAUCAGCUGAUCUGAUUUUCGUUGGAAAUUACGUCAACUUGAGAAAUCCAGUCUUUCGACUCUUUUGUUUGUUGUUGUUGAAAAUUUCGACGCAGAUAAUACAUCAGAGGACGGUUCUGCAGAGAACAGUUUUAACACCAGAGCAGAUUUUGGUGCAGAAGAAUGGAUGGAGAAACGGACAGUGAUGGGCCCAGGGAAAAUCAAGGACAAGAAAAAGGCAUUCCGAUGGAGGUGGAGAACCUUUUGAAACUGGAUGGCACCAAGAAACGACACAACGGUAAACCUGAUGCCGAACUGCGCAGGUUAGACUCCUCUGAUCCUCUCUCUGCUUGUGCAGUUCACAUGUUUUCAGAUGAAUGGACAAUGAGACAGGAGGAAGAGAUUAAUACUAGCUCCCUGCUGGAGAACUCGCAGUUUCUUAAUUGCCACAGCACUAUGCUAGAAGGUCACACGGAUGCAACUGAAAGGCUCUCCGACCCCCUAGUUUUGGGGAGGUCGGAUCUCUCUGAUCCCUUGCGCAAGGCUGGUCUUGUGGUACCAAGGCUCUCCAGCGAACCUCGCAGUCCCAUCACUUCUUCAUGCUUUGUGACCAGUCCAACCUCAGAUGCCCUCAAGUUUGCCUCCAGAAGUCCCAGUCCACUGAGGGGAGAUCCUGUCUCUGCUGCAGCUCACCUGCACCUCCUGGGGGAGUCCCUGUCUUUGAUUGGACAACAUCUGCAGGACGUAAAUAAAACGGUGUGUUUGUCGAGUUCCUUCUCUUUACUUUUGGAUUCUCUGCUGUGUGCCUUGGCUCCAUUGAUGAGCCUCACCUCUGAAAUACCUGAGCUGUCGAGCUGCACAGACCGCACACUGUCCUCCUCUCUGGAAAACUUUGCUUAUUUGAUGCCCGGACUGUAAGUGACCAUAUUGGGACAUGACGCAAUUUUGGGCGGUCGCUAAUUUUAUUUUCCCAUUAUCAUAGUAAGCAUUAUUGUAUGUGCAAUUUCACUUCAUUAAACAUUUAAAAAAGA